Molecule: messenger RNA, 1524 nt
Organism: Trichosporon asahii var. asahii CBS 2479
Lineage: Eukaryota; Fungi; Basidiomycota; Tremellomycetes; Trichosporonales; Trichosporonaceae
Exons: 3
Coding region: 1-1524 (507 amino acids)
Biological process (GO): box C/D snoRNP assembly
Cellular component (GO): nucleus
Molecular function (GO): RNA binding; metal ion binding
Source: RefSeq, a predicted model, not a curated record
AUGCGGAGGAACCAGCACCCCCUCCCUCCCCGACCUGGGAACCGGCGGAACAACUCUGGCCAGGCGGCGGCUUCGUCCUCGACUUCCAACGCGAAUGCCAACUACGGAUAUGUCAACCCGGCCUCUGGAGGAUAUGGGGGUUACAAUGCGAGCGGAGGUUACAACCCAGCAGGAGGGUAUCCGGGAUACGGCUACAACGCAUCUGGCGGAUACCCCGCUUACAGUGCUUAUGGUUACGGAGCUGGCGGAUACAAUGCCUCUGGCGGGUACCCUGCGUACGCGGCCUAUCCUCAGCAGCAGCAAGCCUGGCGCAACUGCUCGCACGCCGGGUGUUCCUUCGCCGGCCCCGGGGACCAGAUGGCUUCACACGAAGCUUCGCAUGCCAACCCCAACAGUCGAGCGGGCAAGAUCGACUGGAGCGCCUUCGCGCCUGCGCCGGCCGGCCAGCGCAGCGAGGAAGAGGAGGCGGCCGCGCGGAGGUUGGGCGGAGGCAACGGGCGCGCGCCCAUGAUUCCGGGAACUGGCAUUCGACUCGAGACGGACGAAGACGUCGCCAAGUGGAUUGCGGAGAGGAAGAAGAAGUUCCCGACAAAGGAGAGGGCGAAGGAGAAGGCCGAGGAAGAUGCCGAAGCUAUUGCGCGAGGCGAGAACCCCCGCAAGAAGCGCAAAAUGGACCCUGCUAUUGCUGCAGAGGAGUGGGGACGGGAACCGGUUGAGCGGCCUGCGGAGCGGACUACGACUGAUCGGGGACGAGGGCGCGGUCGAGGGAGGGGCCAGGAGCGCGGACGGGGAAGGGGAAGAGGAGGACGAGUGGGCGCAGUCGAGCCGCACAAGACUGCGUCGAGCGAGUUGUCCAGCGACAGUUCCAGCGACUCGUCCUCGAGUGACUCGUCUGACUCCGACUCGGAUCCUGACAGCGAUGUCGAUGGGGAGCUGCCUGAACUUCCAACGAAGCACGCCGAGGAAGAUGAAGAGGAUGCGGAGGAUGAGCAGCCCGAGGAGAAGAAAGAAGAGCCCAAGCCGACGCGGCCAGUGUGCAAGUUCUUCGCCCGCACUGGAAAGUGCAGACACGGCGCCAAGUGUCGGUUCGAGCACACGCGACCCGAGUCCGCCACCUCGACCGCCCCCUCCGAAGCGAAGAAGCCCGUAGGCCCGCCGAAACCGGCACCCCCGCGCCAGCCGAUGCAGAAGAAGCCGAAUCUCUUCGCACGCGGAAGUAUGCUUGGAGACCUGCUCGAGGUCCCCCUUGAAAACACGCUUAGCCAGCUCACGCAGGCCAUCCGCUUCUUAGCUGCUAACGACUUCCUUCAAGGCGUCGAAGCUUACGCGGGCGAAGCGGACGAGAGGGAGCGCGAGCGUAACAAAAUCACAGUUGUCGGCGAGAGAGAGGCUGUCGAUGAGGAGCCGGCGAAGGUCACGGAGGUGACGGAGGCUUCGACCGGGGAUGAAGCGCCUGAGGUUGCGGCGGAGGCAACGGAGGUGCUUGACGCGGAGACAACGGAGCAAACACAAACCACAGCAUGA